This is a messenger RNA of Malassezia globosa CBS 7966, 738 nucleotides long. RefSeq lists its product as uncharacterized. The transcript has a single exon. NCBI's taxonomy places the organism in Eukaryota, Fungi, Basidiomycota, Malasseziomycetes, Malasseziales, Malasseziaceae. Gene Ontology annotation, cellular component: mitochondrion. The record is from RefSeq and is a predicted model, not a curated record. Bases 1 to 738 code for a protein of 245 amino acids.
AUGCUCGGCGGUCUUUCCAUGCUGCGCGCGGGUGUUUUGCGAGUACCAGGGCGUUUAUCGUCUGUGAGAGUGAUUCGUUCGUUCCCGAGCUCAUCAGUGCAUACAGCCGUGACGAGAUUCGCAUCAGGCGCAAGUUAUGGCAAUGUAGCAACAGCGUCGCCUGUGUUAACAAGCGCGCGAACGUUUUCAAGUGCACCACCGCCAACACCACAGCAAACUGUCGCACCGAACCUAGAUGCUAACAAGCCUCAUGCAGAGCACUCCGACAAACACAGUGUCUUUCGCCGCCUGUCGUUCUACCAGCGCUUUAAGACGAUUAUGAAACUGUAUGGAUGGUGGGCGCUUGGCAUAUAUUCGCUUCUAUCUGGUAUAGAUCUCACCUUGACAUUUGCUGGAAUACAUUUCCUUGGUGGCGAACACGUCGAGGAACUUGAAGCAUUGCUGUACAAGUGGAUAGGACCAAUGCUCAAGAAACUCAAGAAAGAGGAAGAGCCCAAGGAAAAUACGUUCUUUACUUACGUGAAGGGCUGGUUCACCACGGAGGAAAAGGCGAACGAAAUGGAGCACCUCAUUGCGCGUCUAUCAGGAGAGUUCGUGCUUGCAUUUGCAAUCCACAAAACUUUCCUGGUUCCCGUGCGCGCUGGUCUGACUAUACUGAUAACGCCCGGCAUUGUUCGUUGGCUCAUCAAGCGGGGCCUCGCGAGACCACUUAAAACUACAGCAUCAACAGCGAUCUGA